UUGUGCCUGAUAAUGGACCUAAUUUCCCAAUGCGAUGGUUCAUAAUCAUCUCCAUCUUUCUUUUUUCCUUUUAUUUAUUUAUUGCACUUUGAUAUAACUUAUAAUCGGCGAGAUAUAUAAUAACAAUAAUAUCUGGAAAAUAAUUUUUUUUGUUGAAUUGCCCCUUAAGUUCUUCUUUUUUCCUAUACUUCAGUUGGCAUGAAAAGAAUAAAAUGGAAGCUGAAGGGAUUCAUAACUUGAUAGAGCAAGACCAUUUAGUGCAAAGAACAUGUUUUAUGCACAAUCAAAAAAGUUUUUCUCAAAGACCAUCCUGUGAUUCUGACCCAGAUGAUCUUUUUGACGAAUUAUCUCCAUUAAAAGGUAUAUUGGUGGGAGAUUGUUCAAAAAGAUCAUUUACUCUUGAUGGAGCCUUGGCUAUGCCUAUCAAGAAGAGGAAACUACAACAUGAGGAAUUGAUCUCUUAUAAUGCAUCCACAGACCAGUGUCUACAAAAGAACGAAAGUGAUAAAGACAAGAUUACUUCCUGCCCAAAUUUUGGAAGUGAAAAUUUAUGGAGAUCAACCCCAAACCCGAGUGAAAAAGAAGUGAAUAAUAAAGGUGAAAUUGAAUUUAAUUUGCAAUCAUCAGUACUUGUUAAGACUGAAGAUUCUGCAGAAUGGAUUCGACUAAAAUGCUUUGAUAGUAUCGUAGUUGAUGAAUCAAACAUUGCAACUAUUUUUACUGGAGGUCCUAUCCAAAGUUCUGCAUUUUCCGUAAUGCCACAUGAUAAGAACAUAAAUCAGUAUGUUGCUAUAGCUGGAAGCGAUGUUAUUUAUAAGAAUCAUUCUUAUGAUAAUACUAGGAAUUUGAGUGGAAUUAUUCAGUUUUGGAAUCUUGGUCCUCUUUAUGAAAGGAAAAAAUUAAGUCAACGACCAUCGAUGGAAUUAGCUUUGUAUCAUGAGAAUGGAAUAAUUACACAAAUGAAAUGGUGUCCAGCUGAUUGUUAUGAUAAAUCUCCUUCAGGUUGUCAGUUGCCGAGGCUGGGAUUAUUAGCUGUGUCGUCUUCUGAUUCCUCUGUAUAUAUUUAUAAUGUACCACAGCCAGAUUUUAUGCCGAAACUAAAACCUUCAUUUCCUAUUUAUUUCACUCUGCCAUCUAUAAAAUUGAUUCCUUUAUUUGGUGGACCCAGCAGCACAACAAAGAAGACAAUGGCAACAUGUAUAGAAUGGGAAAAGAAUGGUGAACGAAUUGUUGCUGGUUAUGGAAAUGGUGCUGUUUGUGUGUGGAUGAUAAAGUUUUCAUCAUUUAGCUCAAGUAUUGCAGUGAAAAAAACCGAUCAACCAUAUAUCAUACAACCUUAUUUAUUUUUUCAAGCAUCUGGUGCAUGCAUUGAAAGCUUGUCAUUUGCUCCUUUUAGUAAUCAUCGUUGGCUUGCUGUUUCAAGUAUAGAUAGGACGCUCAGAUUCUUCGAUUUGCAUGAUACAUCUACACCUUUUCAUGUUGUGAAACAAGGAUUGGAAAACAGUUGCGCAUGGGCAGACACGUUUUGUGGAGUCUAUUCUUCUCCAACUCUCAAUAGUUUUGGCCAUCUUUCAUUAUCUGCGAGGGAGUGUUGUACAAAAUAUGCUGAGAAAGGAUUGGCAUCAUUAUUUGAUUCUUCAACUCAUGUUGCUGUUUCUGAAGAUAAGAAUUUUCAUGCAAUUGCGGACAUGGCUGGUACAGUAACCGUCAAUUUUCUACAAAAUUUUCACAACUCUUUUGAAGCUUCUUACCUUACCUAUGUGAUUUUUGAAACUGAAAUUAUGGCUUUAGACAGUAUUGCAGACUUAGAACUUAAAACUUCAGAAAGUAAAUUAAAUAUUUCAGGAAAUAUUCUAAGCAAUAAUUCUAUUAAUAAUAUGAAAAGCACUUUUUGUACUGAAAUAAAAAAGGAAUCCUCAUCAUCAUCAUCAGGUUUUUGUUCUCCAAAGAAUGGCAAGACUAUUGUAAUAGAUGCACCCUUGUGUUUUGAAGAUGAUGCAGUAAAUUUAUUGAAGAGUCCUUCUAAGUCUUCUACUAUGAAUGAAAUUAAGGAUAUCAACAACAAUGGAAUAAAGGAAGUUUUGAAUAAACCACUGACUUUUGAUGAAGAAACAGAUUUUGAAAUGAUAAAAUGUUCUGAAUUCUCUGAAGAUUUAAUGCAUGAUCUUUUGAUGGUAAAAAUUUCAAAUCAGUCAUAUUCCUCACCUCGCACACUACCAUUUAAUACUAGCAAAAGUUCUGCUUAUUCUGAUUCUAGAGGUGCCAAACUCUUUUCUGAUGGAGCUUUAAUUACUUCUGCUGCAGCUAGUGAUGAGACAGGUGACACAAUUGUAUAUCCACUGGAGUCUGUCUUCUCUGAUACUUCUCACAAAAAUGCAACAAAAUCUGUUACAUCACAGUCUAAGAGCUUUGAUUUAAAUGAGAAGGGGAAUAUAUUGCAUGAGAAUAAAAUGCACAAAAUGAAUGGGGAACUUCCAAUAAAAACUGAAUUAUUUGCAGAAAACAGCUUAAAUUUUUCUUGUACUGAAGUAAAAGUAGGAAAAUUUCAUUCCAGUGAGAUCUUGUGCAUGCAAAAUUGCAGUUUAAAUUGUAAAAAUAGAAAUCUCAAGAAAAGGGAUUCUUUCAAUUAUGGCAACAACAUUUGUUCAAAUGUUGAUCACCUUACUUCAAAACAUUCUGAUAUCCUUAGAAAAGAAUGUCAUCAUUCAAAGAAAUCCCCAAAAGAAAUUAUGACACUUAGAGACACUUUUUCCCAAAAUCUGGAUCCAAAAGGCAAUUUAAAUUCUGAAAAAGAUUUAGCAAAAGUACUUCUUUCUUUGCAUGAAAGUGUCGAUGAUCCUCUGCAUAAUGACCUUGAGUCAAAAAAUUUAAAUCAGUCUAAGCCCUUGCCAGAUUUGUGCUCAUCUCCUGCAAGCAAUGAUUUCAUUAUCUGUGAUAGAAAUGACAAACAAUUUCCUGUUAGAGCUUUAAAUCAGUCUUCUGCUGCCAGUGAUUAUUCAGGUGAUACAAUUAUAUAUUCGCUUCAAUCCUAUGACUGUAAUAAAACUGAUGCCAACUGUUUAGCAGUGGAAAAUCCUGGUGCCAUUUCUCAGAGCUUAUGUAAGAGUAACAUAGAAAAUACAUUCCAUAAUAAUUUAUUGCAUAAAACAGAUGAAGAAAGGACAACUUUAUAUGCAUCCAAAAUUGAAUUGACAGAAAAUUGCUCCUCUUUUAAUUCAGAAAGAGAGAGUCAGAGUUCUUUUAUUUCAGAAACUGAUUCAGCUACUAAAAGCUGCAGUUCAAGUGAUAAAAGCAGAAGCUUCUAUUGGAAAGAAUUUUCAAGUUCUAAUUUUCAUCUGCUUAAUUCAGAAUAUUUAUGUGAUAAAUCUGAAGAGAAAAACAUUGUAUUAAAUGAAUUACCAAAAAGUGACAAGAAUCUUCAAGAACUUUCUUAUGAAAAUCUCAUUGAAAGCUUUGGUGUUGUAUUUAAGAAUAAUUUAGACGAAUCUUCAAAUCUAAUGAAGAAACAAGAUAAUGAUAUUUAUAUAAAAUAUAACCCUUUAUCUGUGAUCAAGACAAUCUCUUGGGACCCUAAUGAAGGCUGUCAAUCUUGGUUCUUUGUAGGAGGAAAUUCGGGUAUUGGUCGACUUGUUUUUGUACCAGGUUUUAUACCCGACAUAAACAAGAAGCCCAAAUCUAUAAACAAAAAGAAGCGACUAAAUGUAUCUUGACAUAAAAAAAGUUCCUUUUUUUUCACUUACGUAACAAUUUUUUUUUUUUUUGUA
Molecule: messenger RNA, 3764 nt
Organism: Argiope bruennichi
Lineage: Eukaryota; Metazoa; Arthropoda; Arachnida; Araneae; Araneidae
Exons: 16
Coding region: 213-3710 (1165 amino acids)
Biological process (GO): transcription by RNA polymerase III
Cellular component (GO): transcription factor TFIIIC complex
Molecular function (GO): protein binding
Source: RefSeq, a predicted model, not a curated record